UUAGAUGUAUAUGUAGGCGUUACCUUUUAGUUAUUAGUGGUUAUUAAUGAUAAAAUGGCGGAUGACAAGUCUGGAUUUCUCAAAGGAGUUCCACUCCAUCCUUUCCCCUUGCAUUAUUCUUCAGUCAAGAUAUACAGACAUGAUGUCCUUGGAAGAGGUUCCUACGGCUACGUCUGUCGUGCCAAAGCAGAUCAAUUGGAUUGUGCAGCAAAAAUGAUCAACCCGAUAUUCUUUGAGAUUGGAGGUAGUCCCGGGAGAGAAGAGCUCGAGAAUCCAGAGAGGGCAAUCACGGGUCGGUUCCUGGCUGAAUGUGAGCUCCUCCGCUCUCUCCCUUCUCACCCAAACAUUGUCCAGUUCAUUGGAGUAUGCAGGAUAGCUGAAGAGAUGAGAGGAGGAGAAUAUGGUCCCGUACUGCUAACUGAACUUAUGAGUACCACUCUCUGGGAUUAUGUAUCUUCCAAGUCACGUGAUUUCACCCCCAAAUCACGUGAUAGAGCCCCCAUACGUCCUGACUACAUACCUCGUACCACUCAAGUAAAGAUAAUGAAGGACAUAGCUGUCGCUCUCUCUUUUCUGCACGACAGGGACAUUCUCCACAGGGACCUCUCCAGCAAGAACGUUCUCAUGAAAGAUGACGCUCCUAAAAUCAGCGACUUAGGAAUGGCUAAACUGAGAGAUGUUACGAAAAGUCUCACAACCUGUCCAGGAACCCCUAUAUUCAUGGCCCCCGAGGCCCUCUUAAAUAAUCCGGCCUAUUCGACAAAAUUGGACAUAUUCUCCUGGGGGGUCAUAUCUCUGCAGGUCAUGAGUGGGCAGGAACCAGACCCUCUGUCUCCUUUUGUAGCGGAAGUGGAUUCAGAUGGACGGGAGCUAAGGAUACCUGUCACAGAAACCGAGAGAUGGAAAGACACUAUAAAAGCUAUAGACCCAGGCCAUCCCUUGUUGUCCCUGGCUCUAGAGGCAAUAAAGAAUCGGCCGGAGAACAGACCAACUGCCAAUGACUUGUGUUCAAAGAUUGAAAAUAUUUUGCAUAAUUUGACAAGACGGCAGGAGAACUUUUAUAAAGAAGAGAGAGGAGAGAAGAAAGAGAAGAGAAAGGAAGAGGGUGAUGUUAAAAGUGUAGGUCCUUGUUUGCUUUAUUCCGCUGCAUCUUCUAGUAGCGACAGAAUUAAUAGUGAUAUUGAAACCAGCCCUCCUUCUACCCCGUCCACCCUCUCUCCUCCAUUAUCUUCUCCUGAUUCUCGGUCUAUUCUCUUCAGCGACACUUUCAAUUGGACGUCUAUUAAAGACUCUGCCCCUUGUCAUUUUAUGGGCGGGUCCGUAACGACCCUUGCUGGUAAGGUAUAUGCUUCAAGGCCUCAUUCUAGUAUUAUUCAUGAAUAUGAUCCAGAGACACUUACGUGGUCUGUCCUACCUUCUCUUUGUCCGGUGGAAAACUUUACUCUUGUGUCUCACAUUGGUAAAGUCCUUGCAGUGGGUGGAGUCAAAGGUGUGGCUUAUAGCGGGGAGCACCGGAAGGUUUCUAAUGCAGUGUAUGCGUGUGACGUUCUCUCAUCAAAUCUCUCGUGGACUGAUACUCUUAUUAGUUCCAUGUAUUACCCUCGCUCCUUGCCAGCUGCUCUCUCUUCAAAGACGUAUCUUGUUGUGGCAGGUGGCCUUGACGACAAGAGCUCCCCUGUCUCUCAUGUAGAGAUACACAAUGGCUCUUACUGGUACACAAGCAGUAGCUUACCUGUGCCUUUUUCAACACUCUCUGCUGUCAUAGAUAAUAAUGAUAUCAUAUACAUCACUGGAGAAGUAAAAGGAAAGGGUUCAGUUCUUUGCAGUGCUGCUCUGAGCCGUCUUUAUGGACAAAGCUCCAGCUAUUACAAGCCAUUGUUCAGCGUCUGGCAGAAAAUGGAGUCUCCUUUAUCAGGAGGUUCACUUGUUGUAGUGAGGGGGGAUCUCUUUCUUAUUGGUGGUUACGAUGCCUCUCAUUCUAACGGGUACCCACAGUAUAAUGGGAACAUUUACCAGCUCAAGAGAAAGGAGAAGAAGUUCAGCAUUGAAGAGGGGCCCGAGGCUAGAGGCCGUUGCCUAGCGACGCAGUUGCCUAGCAACAGAGGUGUGAUGGUUUUUGGAGGAAAUGGUCAAAAGAGCAUUAACAUUGGACAAAGAUAGUGCUAUAAGUGUAGAGUGUGUGAUAAACUCCUGUAUGUGUUAUAUAAAGAAUAUAAUUGUUUUUUAUGUGCAAUUUUGAUAGUUGAUGAUGAAUAAUUCAAUGUAACUCAGUGUUGAUGAUAUUCAUUGCCCACUAUUCAAACAAUGUCUUUGUUAUGUAAUGAA
Messenger RNA from Amphimedon queenslandica, 2325 nucleotides. RefSeq lists its product as uncharacterized. The transcript has a single exon. The coding region runs from base 55 to 2160 and encodes 701 amino acids. Gene Ontology annotation, molecular function: ATP binding; protein serine/threonine kinase activity; protein binding. Gene Ontology annotation, biological process: protein phosphorylation. NCBI's taxonomy places the organism in Eukaryota, Metazoa, Porifera, Demospongiae, Haplosclerida, Niphatidae. The record is from RefSeq and is a predicted model, not a curated record.